Molecule: messenger RNA, 2281 nt
Organism: Doryrhamphus excisus (bluestripe pipefish)
Lineage: Eukaryota; Metazoa; Chordata; Actinopteri; Syngnathiformes; Syngnathidae
Gene: tmem65
Product: transmembrane protein 65
Biological process (GO): regulation of cardiac conduction; cardiac ventricle development
Cellular component (GO): mitochondrion
Source: RefSeq, a predicted model, not a curated record
AUGGUCCGGAAAUGUGAUGCUAGCUGACUUGACGGUUCUUCACUUCAACAAACUCCUGCUGCUAACCAGCAACGAUUUCUUCUUGUUGAAGAGCAGCAUUAAACUCUUUGUUUAGGCAGUGCCGCUGGAAGAUAUAUUGUAACAUUUUAUACAGGUCCUUGUUGUUUUUUUUUGGUCCGCCAUGCUCAAGUUGUGUCUGCACCGAGCUCUCGGCUCUAAGUUACCGGCGGCAUCGUUGGGCGCGACGGCACCGAGGCUGCCGGGAGGAAGGCGACACACUCCCCGUCGUCUAAUGGGAACUCACGGCAGGAACGAGCCGAGGGAGCCGCUGAACUCCCCCAAGAGAGCCAAGGAGUUUAUCUACCGCCUCCAGGCCAGGGAGAGGACAUGUUUGCUGAAGGAGCUUCAAAACUUUGAGUCCAUCGCCAUUGCUCAAGAGACUCUGGAGACUUCGCCCCCCACCGCAGCCCAGAUCCGAUAUAUCAUAUUCCACAAUGCCGUUCCCUUCGUCGGCUUCGGUUUCCUGGACAACGCCAUCAUGAUCUCAGCCGGAACGCAGAUUGAGCUUUCGAUCGGAGUCACGCUGGGAAUUUCCACCAUGGCUGCCGCCGCCCUGGGGAACCUGGUGUCGGACCUGGCGGGUCUCGGCCUAGCAGGUUACGUGGAGGCCCUGGCGUCCAAACUGGGCAUGCAGGUCCCGGACCUGACCCCCAAACAGGCGGACAUGUGGCAGACUAGGGUCAGCUCGCACUCGGGUAAAGCCAUCGGCGUCUUCAUCGGCUGCAUUUUGGGAAUGUUCCCCCUCUUAUUCAUCGGCGAUGACGAGGAAAAGGCGGCGCACCCCGCUAGCUCGGCAUCGCGCUCCUAAUGGGCGGCCAUAACACACACUGGACACACUGAUGUCUUCUCAUGGCCAGGCAGUGACCUCACUUCCUGCCUCACGUCACUUUUGCUGGACAGAUAUUUUGACGGCAGAGUGAUGACUUCCUGUCCGACACUACCAGCCCCUUUUUUUGAAAUGACUGUUUACUAACACAAGCAACGCUAACUGCUAGCUAACGGCUACCUAACGGCUACCUCCAAGUUGGCAUGCGGUGCGCAUGUAUUUAACUAUUUUUUUUGGGGGGGGGGGGCAUUUGUGAACGUCUUAAAAUGGUUUGCCCACCAAGCGGUCCAGUUCUGCCGAAGGUUCGGAAGUAGCGGUGCAUGAUAUCCUUUUUUUCUAACCGAUACCGCUUUCUGCUUCUCAAGGCAGACGCUAUGAUGCAGAUAACCGAUUAUCUCCUUUUUUUAAAACGUCGAUUUAGCUAGUUUAAUCACACCUGGAGAUAAGAAAGACUGGAACAAAAGUACAAUUUGACUAACUAUACCUGUUGAUUUGUCCAAAUCAAAUAUAACGUAACUACUACUACAACACUACUAGCAGUAGAACCAGAGAAUAGAGCGACAAUCCUCGAACCCUCGACUCUACUGUAUUUCCCCUCUUUUUCUUUCACCUCGUAUUUAUCCCGACUGCUGAUACUAUGUGGGAUUGCAUAAAGGUCAGAUUUGAUGACGUUAUGAAUAUUUAUUGAGUGCUAAUGUAAAUAUUUGUCCGAAGGAGUUACUUCAUGCGCACACAUGCUAGCCACAUCAAACAUUCAUUCAUUUUCUACCGCUUAUCCUCACAAGGGUCGCGGGAGGUCCUGGAGCCUAUCCCAGCUGUCUUGGGGCGAGAGGCGGGGUCCACCCUGGACUGGUGGCCAGCCAAUCACAGGGCACAUAUAGACAAACAACCAUUCACACUCACAUUCAUACCUAUGGACAAUUUGGAGUGGCCAAUUAACCUAGCAUGUUUUUGGAAUGUGGGAGGAAACCGGAGUACCCGGAGAAAACGUCACCAGGAAAGAUCUCACCAGGCUAAAAUGUGACAAAAAAAAUCACACUAUAAAUAAAAAAUAAUGGAUGCCAAUGAACUGGAUGAUUUUGCCGGCCUCCAUAUAUCGCCACGUGCAUGCAUGGAUGAUGCAGACUUGAGGAUUUGUCCUGACUGACCUUGUGGGUCUCACAGAACCACACAGUGAUGUCAUUGGACCUUUGCCUCAUGUCUGCUCCUCAUCCUCCUGACUCCGCUUUUUCUCAUGUUUUAACUGUGUAUUAACAAAUGAAUGUUGUAGUUUAAUGUAUCUUUUACUCUCUUUACUUGCCUUUUAUUCAACUCCAUUCUUCUGUAAAGUGUCUUUGAGUAUUUUGAAAAGCGCUAUAUUAUUAUUAGGUUAGCGCAGGGGUCUCAAACUCAAUU